AAUUGGUAGAAAACUGGAUACACAGUUUGCGAUACAAGAAUCAGAUUUCAAAAACUUCUGGAAAUGAUCGGCUGGAUAGCUGCUGUUGUAGGUUUGCUGUUGUUGUAUUAUCUUUAUAUACCAAUACCAAGGGAAGCAACCGAACCAUGGAAACUGUAUUUUACAUCUAUUGUAAUGAAAAUCCAGGGGGAUUUGAUAAUGAUGUAUGCUCUUCUUACAAAGAAAAAGAUCCAUGACGUUAUGAGGAUUUCACUUCAUCGCUGUAUAUCCUUCUUUGUUUAUUUCCAGCCAAAAAAUCAAGGGAUAGAGGUAUUUUAAAGAAGAAGAAGCUAACUUUGAUGGUGUCUUGGUCAGAAUAUUCAAACCAACAAACAUGGAAGGCCUGAUUCCUGGUAUUGUGUAUAUUCAUGGAGGUGGCUGGUAUAUUUUUAAGACAAAAACAUAUUCUUAUUUUACCAAACUUUUGUGUAAAAAGUCAAAUGCGGUUGUAGUAUCGAUUGAAUACAGACUGGCUCCAGAAAACACCUUUCCUGUACCUUUUGAAGAUUGUUUAAAUGCUACAAAAUAUUUUCUAACAAAUGCACGGAAAUAUAAUGUAAAUCCUGAUAAAGUCGGAAUUGCAGGUGAUAGUGCGGGAGGGAAUCUUUCAAUGGCAGUUGCAUUGAAGUUAGCUAUUGAACCAACUCUAGAUAUUCCAAAAUUGGCUUACCAGGUUUUAAUAUAUCCCUGCUUGCAAGCACACGAUUUUAACCUUUCAUCUUUCAGGGAAAAUAAUAUUGACAGAAAUACUCAUUGUGGUUUAACACGAAAUGCUAUGAUAUUGUUUAAUAACCUUUAUGCGUUUGGAAAUUAUGAAAACUUCAUGGCUUUUUCAAAUAAUACUCACGUUACAGCAGCAAUGAAAAAGAAAUACAGAGACAGAGUUGACCCAAAAUGUUUACAAGGCAGAUAUCGAAUGGAACCAAACGACGAUACAGAGACCGACAAUACUGAGUUAGCCAAUCAAAUUUCAGAAAUAAUCUUCAAUCCAUAUUUUGCUCCCUUGAUGGCAACUGAUGCACAGCUUGGAAAAUUACCAAAUACGUUAUUGAUAACUUGUGAAUACGAUGGAUUAAGAGAUGAAGGUUUGAUAUUAAAUGAACGGAUGAAGGCUAUCAAUCAUCCAAUCAAACAUUUACAUUUGUCGGGAUCAGAACACGGAGUUCUCAUUUACCCAUAUUACAAUGUAUACAAGAGUUCUGUUGACAGAAUCGCUUUCUACAUCCGGGAAAACACAAAGUGAUUGCUGAUACAUAUGUACCUCUAAAGUUAUGUUUUCUAUCAUCAUUUUUAAAGCAGCUAGUAGACAGGGCGGCAAAUUAAAUCGUGU
This is a messenger RNA of Mytilus trossulus (common blue mussel), 1369 nucleotides long. RefSeq names its product arylacetamide deacetylase-like. Gene Ontology annotation, molecular function: lipase activity. The transcript has 7 exons. The record is from RefSeq and is a predicted model, not a curated record. The coding region runs from base 374 to 1282 and encodes 302 amino acids. Lineage: Eukaryota; Metazoa; Mollusca; Bivalvia; Mytilida; Mytilidae.